AUGGCCACCACAGUAAAGCUCGGUCAAACAUUCGGGGGUAAACUAGGCCUUUAUACAGUUACGAAACAACUGCAUGACUGCAUCUGGCUAGCAACGAACCAGAACAAGGAGAAUGUAGUGGUUAAGAGUGUCAACCAUUUUCGCCUGCAAAACGAACGAGAUGUUCUACUUCACUUCAAAAACCAGACGCCAUUCAUCCGCCCGCUGCUUGAUGAGAUUGCAACCGCCGACAGCCCCCCGGGUCUUGUUUUGAGAUACCUGGACGACGACAUCCUCCAAGCUUCCAACGCCCAGCGCCUCACGCGUCCCGAAGUUCAAUACGUUGCUCAAAGGGUGCUGGAAGCGCUGGCUGCCUUGCAUAAUGAAGGCUUUGUCCAUACAGAUGUCAAGCCUAGUAACAUUCUUGUGAAUUAUGGGCCUGGUGAAAUUCGGUUUAAGGAUGUCCAACUAGCUGACUUUGGGAGCACUGUCUCCAUGGAUUCCUCCUAUGCCCAGGAUGGAGACCAUAUAGGAACACCUAUUUUCAGAAGUCCAGAAGCCCAUCUGCAAAUGAGCUGGAGUACUGCAACUGACAUCUGGUCCUUUGGUGCAACGGCAAGUUUCCAAUACCUCUUCUAG
Molecule: messenger RNA, 618 nt
Organism: Venustampulla echinocandica
Lineage: Eukaryota; Fungi; Ascomycota; Leotiomycetes; Helotiales; Pleuroascaceae
Exons: 3
Coding region: 1-618 (205 amino acids)
Biological process (GO): intracellular signal transduction; protein phosphorylation
Cellular component (GO): cytoplasm; nucleus
Molecular function (GO): MAP kinase activity; ATP binding
Source: RefSeq, a predicted model, not a curated record